Metarhizium acridum CQMa 102 is the source of this 1032-nucleotide messenger RNA. The record is from RefSeq and is a predicted model, not a curated record. NCBI's taxonomy places the organism in Eukaryota, Fungi, Ascomycota, Sordariomycetes, Hypocreales, Clavicipitaceae.
AUGACAAGAAAUUCAGCUGACCUUGACAAUCAGGGCUUGAUUGAUGCACGCAAAAACCAGGGAUUCAAUGGCGACGGCUUUGAGUACCUGAAAAACCCGCUGUGGUGGCUGGGCAUCUGCUCCUUGGUCCUCGGCGAGAUCUGCAACUUUGCCGCAUAUGCCUUUGCGCCCGCUAUUCUUGUAACGCCGCUGGGAGCCCUGAGCGUCAUCUUCGGCGCUGUCAUGGGCUCGUUUCUGCUGAAUGAACAGCUUGGACCGGUUGGUCGAUCCGGCAUUGCCGUCUGCCUCCUUGGCGCCGUGCUGGUCAUCAUUCACGCCCCUCCUGAACAGCCGGUUGAGACGAUAGAUCAGAUUCUCGACUAUGCUUUGCAGCCUGGUAUGUCGCCGCUCAGACAUGCCUACUUGUUUGCUUUGGCUAAUGCGGCCUUUUUUUCCCUCCCAGGCUUCUUGCUAUAUGCGUUUGCCGUACUUGGAGCCGUUGUCUUUUUGAUAUACAAAGUUGCGCCCGUGUACGGCAAGAAGCACGCCUUGGUCUACCUCUCCGUAUGCUCGCUCGUGGGCUCAAUCUCCAUCAUGGGCAUCAAGGCGCUGGGCAUGGCUUUGAAGCUCACUUUUUCCGGCAAUAACCAGUUCACCCACCCGUCUACGUAUGCCUUCCUGCUUCUCUCGGCGGGGUGUAUUGUCGUCCAGAUGAACUACUUCAACAAGGCGCUGGCAUCCUUCCCGGCUAACAUAGUCAACCCCUUGUACUAUGUGACGUUUACGACGGCUACACUAUCGGCUUCUCUUAUCCUGUACGGCGGCUUGAGCAUCAAGAAUGUCGUAACAAACUUGUCUCUACUGCUCGGCUUGCUGGUCACCUUUAUAGGCGUCAUUAUACUCAACUUGUCUCAGAGAGAUGCUGGCAUUCGCAACUCGGUGGCGCGUGGGAGCUUCGAGAGGAUUCCGUUUCAGAGCCUUUCUAACGCAGGCAACGCCUCGCUGGCGAACAAUUACUACUAUGCGCGGUACGAUGACGAAUCGCGCCCCUGA